This is a messenger RNA of Lathyrus sativus (Indian pea), 939 nucleotides long. Lineage: Eukaryota; Viridiplantae; Streptophyta; Magnoliopsida; Fabales; Fabaceae. The record is from the annotation of a GenBank genome assembly.
AUGGCAUCACGCUACGAAGCUGAAGUGAAACUCUCAUCAGCUCGCAACCUCAAAAACGUGAACUGGCGCAACGGCCCUAACAGGCCAUACGGCGUCGUCUGGGUAGACUCGAAGAACAAAUUCUCAACCAAAGCCGAUGAAAACGGCGACACAGAAGCCAGUUGGGAUCAAACUCUCGUAAUCCCUUUACCACCACAACCAAUUGAAGAUCUCACUCUUUACAUCGACAUCGUCCACGCCGGCUCCGAACAAGACACCAAGCCACUCAUCGGCUCGGCUAAGCUAAAAUUAGUCGAGAUUCUCGAUGAUGCUGGGAUCGGUAAACGUGUCAGCCGAUCCCUAACACUGAAGCGACCGUCAGGAAGACCGCAUGGAAAAGUUGACGUCAAUGUAACAAUCAGAGAACCAGGCUAUCCUGCGCCGGGUUCUUACUACACUCCUCCUUAUGGUGUUCCUCCGCCUCUAGCGCCGUCGAGGGAUUAUAAUUAUAAUUCUUCUGCGGGAUACGGAGAACCUUAUGGUGCACCAGCACAGAAUUACGGUUAUUCUACUGCGGUGCCACCCGGAGGGUAUCCUUACAACGCGGGCCCUCAAACAGUUGGAUAUGGGGCACAGACGGCGUCGUAUGGACAAGGAGGUAGUUAUGGGUCUCAGAUGGCGUCGUAUGGACAAGGAGGUAGUUAUGGAUUACAAACGGCGUCGUAUGGACAAGGGAGUAAUUAUGGGUAUGGUCAAGUGGAGGAAAAGAAAAAGAGUAAGUUUGGUGGGAUGGGGGCAGGAUUGGCUGUGGGUGCAGUUGCUGGGGUUCUAGGUGGAGUUGCGCUUGUGGAAGGUGCUGAGUAUCUUGAGGAUAAGAUUGCUGAUGAUGCUGCGGAGAAAGUUGAGGAUGAUCUUGGUUAUGAUGAUGAUGAUGGUGGCUAUGAUGGGGAUGAUUUUUAG